This is a messenger RNA of Alnus glutinosa, 1416 nucleotides long. RefSeq names its product probable glycosyltransferase At5g11130. Gene Ontology annotation, molecular function: glycosyltransferase activity. The coding region runs from base 1 to 1416 and encodes 471 amino acids. The record is from RefSeq and is a predicted model, not a curated record. Lineage: Eukaryota; Viridiplantae; Streptophyta; Magnoliopsida; Fagales; Betulaceae. The transcript is spliced from 4 exons.
AUGGGUGACUUGAGUUGCACCCCCCCAUUUUUGCUCUACCCUUCUGUGUUUCUCAUCCUCUUCUUCUCAUUCAUCAACCAUCACUUCCACUUCUUCUUUGCACCUCCUUUGUUUUCACUUUCCAUUAACACGCAGGGUUCUGAUGAAAACCCACAAGUUUCCCUCUCUCAAAUUCCAAUUCCAACUAGAGAUUUCUACAAUGGAAGCAGAAGAAACUCCACUAGUUCAAGCAGUACUUUGCAUGCAAUGAGUCGUUCUGAGAGAAUAGAGAAGAAAUUGGCAAGAGCUCGGUUGGCGAUAAGGCAAGCAGCUCGAUCACGAAGCUAUGGUUCCUACAGUACCAGGGAGGAUUUUUUCCCCAGAGGGCCACUCUACAUAAAUCCUUAUGCCUUUUAUCAGAGCCAUAAAGAGAUGUUGAAGGGAUUGAGAGUGUGGGCAUACAAGGAAGGAGAGCCGCCCCUAUUUCACGCGGGGCCAAUGAGCAGCAUAUACUCGAUCGAAGGGCAAUUCAUGGAAGAAAUGGAAAGUGGAAAGAGUUCGUUUUCAGCUACGAACCCUGAUGAGGCUACUGCUUUUUUCCUUCCUGUUAGUGUUGUCAAUAUCAUCCAAUACGUCUACAGGCCUUACACCACUUAUUCCCGUCUACGUCUUCAGAACAUUGUCAUCGACUACAUUGCUUCCAUCUCAAACAAAUACCCUUUUUGGAACACAAGCAGAGGUGCCGACCAUUUUCUGCUGUCUUGUCAUGACUGGGCACCAGAGGUUUCAGCUACCGACCCUAAGCUUUUCAAACACUUCAUUAGGGUUCUAUGCAAUGCCAACUCUUCAGAAGGGUUCCAACCGGUGAGAGACGUCUCCAUACCCGAAGUUCAAAUCCAUGGACAUUUAUUGCACCCACCAAGCUUUGGCCAGCCCAAGAAAAACCGUUCUAUCUUCGCCUUUUUUGCCGGCGGCGACCACGGGUACGUAAGGAAGAUGCUGUUUAGGCACUGGAAAGGCAAAGACGCUAGCAUCCAAGUGCACGAAUAUCUCCCGAAGACCUUAAAUUACUCCGAGUUGAUGGGUCAAAGUAGGUUUUGCUUGUGCCCUAGCGGGUACGAGGUUGCAAGCCCUAGAGUGGUUGAUUCCAUACAUGCCGGAUGUGUCCCGGUGAUCAUCUCCGAUAAUUAUGUGCUGCCAUUCAGUGAUGUUCUCAAUUGGAGCCAAUUUUCCGUUCAUAUUCCGGUUGCAAAGAUACCUGAAAUGAAGAAAAUUUUACAAGAAAUUCCGGUGGAUGAGUAUGUAGCAAAGCAAAAGAGGGUUAUCCAGGUGCGAAGGCAUUUUGUGCUCAAUAGGCCGGCUAAGCCAUAUGAUUUAAUUCACAUGAUCAUGCAUUCUGUGUGGCUCAGGAGGCUUAAUACGAGGUACCCAUCGUGA